Molecule: messenger RNA, 3343 nt
Organism: Triticum dicoccoides
Lineage: Eukaryota; Viridiplantae; Streptophyta; Magnoliopsida; Poales; Poaceae
Product: L-type lectin-domain containing receptor kinase IX.2-like
Exons: 7
Coding region: 514-2724 (736 amino acids)
Biological process (GO): protein phosphorylation
Molecular function (GO): ATP binding; protein kinase activity
Source: RefSeq, a predicted model, not a curated record
CUACCCCCUAAAUCAUGCCAUCUGCCCAAGCUUUUCGCCUAUUCCAGCUCCACCAAGUGAUGCUUAUCUCUCCACGACAACAUCAACACCAACCACAAAAGUUCACAAAGCUUGAGAAACAUUCCAUAAGAAACCACGACGAUCAGCUGCUGCCUACACGCAGGCGACGCGCCGGAGGAGUCGUUGCUGACUACGGCAGCGCGGAGGUGACGCGCCGGAGGUGGAGCUGCUGUUGCUUCUGGUCGGCCGAACAACGCGUCUUCCCCACCGAUCACUGCGUCUUCUACCGCCGUUGGCUCUCGCCGGCCGUACGUCAAGCCGCUGCAUCGGGUACCAAAUCGGCUAUGGCAUUUGCCACCUCAUGAAAAUCCUAUGUGGUAGAAAGAGAAAGCAGGAGAGAGAGUGAAGCAGGCUACACCUAUGUCGCUUGGCUGGAGCACGACAACCCAGAGGCGGGAAAGAUAACGGAUCUUGUUUCAAAAGUAUAGUAGUACACUCUGGUAUUGAUUACAAAUGGAUACCAAAAUCGGCACUAUAGACAAGGUUGAUCUAGAGCGCAUGGUGCUUGAUCGAAGUGCAGAGCCAACAUACCUGCCGUUAUCACUUUUGGAAGACAUCACAGACUAUUUUUCCGAUGAUCAACAAAUUGGCAGCGGUGGAUUUUCCGUAGUUUACAAGGGAAUGGUUGGGAAAAAGAUGGUCGCUGUGAAGAAACUAUCCCAAACGAUGCAUGAGAAUAAAUUCCACAAAGAAGUUGAAUGCAUUACGAAGGCCAAGCACAAAAACAUAGUGCGUUUCCUUGGAUACUGUUCUGACACGCAAGGGAGAAUCGAAGAUUAUGAAGGAAAGUUUGUGAUGGCGGAUGUACGAAACUGGUUGCUAUGUUUCGAGUACGUACCAAAUGGAAGUCUCAUCGAGUAUAUUACCGAUGCAUCUCGUGGACUUGAAUGGCGAGAGCGAUACCAAAUAAUUAAGGGAAUAUGUGAGGGACUACUUCAUCUUCACGAGAAGCGUAUCCUCCACCUAGAUCUCAAGCCUAGUAAUAUAUUGGUUGAUAUUCAUAUGGUACCCAAAAUUGCUGAUUUUGGCCUCUCAAGGUGCCUUGAUAAAGACCAAACCCGGGACUUCACUUCAAGCAUAUGUGGAUCACUGGGAUAUAUGGCACCCGAAUUCUUCAUAGGACAAGUUACAUUUGCAUCAGACAUAUACAGUCUUGGUAUUAUAAUUAUGGAGAUUCUGACAGGAGAGAAGGGGUAUCAGGAAGAACAGGAUGUAGUUGAGAAUUGGAUGAAUCGGUUGGAGGCAGCAGAUCAAAGGGAGACGCAGUUGGAGCAAGUAAGAGUAUGCACUACGAUAGGGAUAGAGUGCAUGGACCCUAACCCAAAGAAGAGACCGUUUGCACAUCAUAUAGUCAAUAAGCUUGAUAAAAUGACAAGUGUCGUCGAAACUGGCAUCACUAGUCCAUCUGUUGGGCAGCAGGUUAGAUUCCUACAUGAACAACAUAGUCAAAGGAAAAUUGUGGAUCUUUCACUUGAGUAUCUCCUAAAAGAACAACACAGUCAAAGUAAAAUUGUGGAUCUUUCAUUUGAGUAUCUCUUAAAAGAUAUGAACGGGCGCACUAAAACAGAAGAACUCAUGGAAUUUAUUGGGGCAUUUAAAGAUCAUUGGCGGCACGCAAAAGAACAUCAGUGGUCACUACGGGGAGCGCAAGGUACAAAGCAAAAUAGCAGCCAACAACAAGGGGCAAGUAUUUCUAGCUCUAACUCUGUUGUGCUCAACAAGUUGAACAUCUUCAGUACAAAAGCACGUAGGAAUUACGCCAGGAAUGGUGGACCUAUGCUUGAGAAGAUAGAUAUGUUGAAACUUUUCAAGAAGGACGAGCUUAAGCCAGCUAUUAAGGACAAGAACCGUAUUGGAAGAGAUGUCUUUGAAGAAGUUUACAUAGGCCUUGUUGAUAGAGUACCAGUCAUAGUAAAGAAGCAGAUUAGUGGUACUGUGCUACAAAAUGGACAGUUCGCAAAGGAAGUCAUCAUCCAAUCUCAAGUCCUCCACAAGAACAUUGUAAGGCUCAUAGGUUGUUGCGUGGAAGUUGACAUCCCGAUGCUAGUAUAUGAGUAUCUCUCCAAUGAUAGCCUCCAUGACAUUCUUCACAACAACAGCAAGGUACGUCUCAACUUGGGCGUGCGUUUAAAUAUUGCCACAGAAUCAGCACGUGGUCUAGCUUAUAUGCAUUCAAGGCACAAUAUCUUACAUGGUAAUAUUAAAUCAGCAAAUAUACUCUUGGAUGACCAUUUUGUGCCAAAGAUCUCAAAUUUUUGCAUAUCAAGGUUGACCGGGAGAGGCUACAAACACACCAGAACAGUCAAGGGCGACGAUGCUUAUAUGGAUCCACUAUACCUACAAACAGGCCUACUUAGCGAAUAUAGUGAUGUGUACAGUUUUGGAGUCGUUAUGUUGGAACUUCUUACCAGGAAGGAGGCCACACACUCUGACAAUAAUAGCUUAGUAAGGAAUUUCCUUGAGAAUCACAAACAGAGUAAGAAAUCAACCGAGCUAUUUGAUGAGAAUAUUGCAGUGAUGGAGAAUCUGGAGCUUCUUGACAAUCUGGCACAACUUCUUGUGGAAUGUCUUAGCAAGAACUUGGAUCUAAGACCGAAAAUGAUAGAUGUUGCAAAGCGGCUCCACAUACUGAAUGAAUCUCGUGGCCAGUGGGUCUUAAGUUGACAAGUCGAUGCAUUUACUAGUUUAGUUUGAACUUUAAACAACAUAUAUGUUGCGUCGAAUAAGCUUCUGAUAGGUGCAAGUAUAGAGUGAUGUGUGAUGAUCGACGUGUAAUUUAUGUAUUUUGUUGUUGUGAACAAGUCUUUGAAAUCCUCUACAGCUGUAAAAGCAAAACACGCUAAAAGCAAUGCCCUAGCAGGCCUCCUUGGCCCUGUCGACCCACUGGUACAAAAAGUUCUGUCAGAUUGUGAAUAAGGGGCAUCACUGAUCCACCAAUGUUGGAAGCCCUAGCAUGUCGUGAAGUGCUUGCUCUUGCUAUGGACCUAGCUAUAUCACAUGUGAUCAUCGCCUCUGAUUGCCAAGGAGUUAUCAAGGACAUUCACAAGCAGGAGGGAGGGAAGUACGCAAGCAUUGUGAAGGAAAUUGUAGAGACAGCAAGAACCAUCGAUGACUUGACCUUCAUCUUCGAGGGUAGAGCUACCAAUCUUGAGACACAUAGCCUCGCUAAGCACGGUUUCGAUCUGGAUUUUGGGCGCUAUGUGUGGCUGUUAAACCCUCCAGACCUUCAAUGUAUUCCCAUGAACAUUACUGAGUUAUAAUAAAGUGUGUUUAGAUUCAAAAA